AUGGGAAUUCCUGCUAAUGUUAUUUUAGCAGACCCAGAGUUCAAUAGGCCACAAAAAAUAGACAUUUUAGUAGGAGCAGAAUCCUUUUUUGAGUUGAUGUUAUUGGGAAAGAUAAAGUUAGGACCUACAUUGCCUAUUUUACAAAAAACACUUCUCGGUUGGAUUGUUUCGGGUACAUAUGGAGUGGAUAAUUAUAGUAAACAGUCUCUAUUAUGUCAAAUAACACUUAAUGAAAAAGAACGAAAAUUGGAAGCCCUCGAUAGUUUAGUUAGAAAAUUUUGGGAAUUAGAGCAAAUUCCUAUGUGCUCAAGAAUGACAGAAGAACAAAUUUUGUGUGAAAGAUAUUAUGAUAGGACAACUCGUCGUCUUAUUGAUGGUAGAUUUGAAGUUAGAUUGCCUUUUAAAACAGACCCGAAAAUAUUAGGAAAUUCUUACGAAAUAGCAAAACGGCGUUUUCUUUAUCUAGAGCGAAGAUUAGCUAAAGAUCACAAAAUGAAGGAAAUGUAUGUGGAUUUCAUGAAAGAAUAUUUAAAUCUUGGCCACAUGUCGCUAGUUGAGAAUAUUAAUCUAAGUCUACCUCAUUAUUUUAUUCCGCAUCAAUGCGUGAUAAAAGCUCAUAGUACCACUACAAAAUUGAGAGUUGUAUUCGAUGCGUCAAGUAAAACAUCAACUCAAAAAUCACUUAAUGAUACUCUUAUGAUUGGUCCUACCAUACAAGAUGAUUUGUUCUCAAUAUUAUUAAAAUUUCGUUUGAACAAAUUUGCCAUAACGGCGGAUAUAACGAAAAUGUAUAGACAAGUCAGAAUUCAUGAGGACGAUCGUAAGUAUCAAUUAAUUUUAUGGCGAGAUAAUCCUGAGUUUCCAAUGCAAAUUUAUAAACUGAAUACAGUAACUUAUGGUACUGCUUCAGCGCCAUUUCUUGCGAUUCGAUGUCUUAAAGAAAUAAGUGAUAUUUUCAAAAAUGUACUUCCUUUGGGAUCACAUGUUAUAGCUAACGAUUUUUAUGUGGAUGAUCUGCUUUCAGGAGCAGACGAAAUUAGCACUUUAAAUGAAAUUCAGAAGGAAGUAACUCAAAUAUUAAGUUCUUGUGGAUUUAGAAUUAUGAGCUGCACACUUGUUAACGAAAUUAUGCAUCUUUCAAAUCUAUUUUUGAAAUGCAAUAAACUGGAGGAAGCCUUGCAAUAUGUCCGUCAAUGUUUGGUAUCGGGCUUAACUACAACUACUGUUGGUGAAGACCAAGGAGAACUGGGUGCUUCUUCUAUGACUCCGAGGGAUAGCAUUCUGUCCAAUUCACCACACAACAACUUCUCUACAGCUGGAGAAAUUGGGUAA
Molecule: messenger RNA, 1332 nt
Organism: Lucilia sericata (common green bottle fly)
Lineage: Eukaryota; Metazoa; Arthropoda; Insecta; Diptera; Calliphoridae
Exons: 3
Coding region: 1-1332 (443 amino acids)
Source: RefSeq, a predicted model, not a curated record